Molecule: messenger RNA, 1737 nt
Organism: Aureobasidium vineae
Lineage: Eukaryota; Fungi; Ascomycota; Dothideomycetes; Dothideales; Saccotheciaceae
Source: the annotation of a GenBank genome assembly
AUGAGUGGACAAGUGUGCGCCAAUGGCCUGAGAGUGUUGGCCAGGGUUAGUCGCAAUGCUGGAAAGCCGUCUCUCCGUUCGUGGACGACCGAAGCACAAUACAUCAACCGAGUCAACUUUCGGACACAAUCACGAAGAUGUAUGGGAUCCUGGAGCGACCGCCGGAUCAGAGGCCAGUGGGGAGCACAGCACAUGAAGAAGCGAAACUAUGCCACUUCAAACUCGACCAUCUCCAUGGCCGAUUACAGAAAGAGUAGGUNNGAAUAUGGCCCCGUGGCCGAAUACGAUCGCCGUGUCAAGUCUGGCGUCCUGAGAGACGACCAGCAUCAGCGCAGUAAGUUCAACGAACUCGGCAUUCACCCGGGAAGAGUUAGGCUAAUCUUUUCAAGCCNNAUUAUCGAAUCACUACAAGAUCUGCAUGACAUGCUUGCCAACUACAACCCACCGACAGUCCAGGAGCCAACGAUAGAAUCCCUGCAACCUAAGAAGAAGGGCUUUCUCUCGGCAAUCUUUGGCGGCGGCCAAAAGAUGCAGUCCAGCCUGGAAAUGCCCACUGACUUGCCCAAAGGCUUGUACAUGUAUGGCGACGUCGGCAGCGGCAAGACCAUGAUGAUGGACCUCUUCUACGACACGUUGCCCGAGAGUAUCAAAAGAGCGACGCGCAUCCACUUCCACAACUUCAUGCAGGAGGUGCAUCGCGAUCUGCACAAAGUCAAGAUGCAGUACGGCCAGGACAUCGAUGCUAUUCCCUUCGUGGCCGCUCAUAUCGCCAAACGCAGCAGCGUACUCUGCUUUGACGAGUUUCAGUGUACCGAUGUGGCAGACGCUAUGAUUCUUCGAAGACUGGUCGAGUCUCUGAUGCACCAUGGUACGGUCAUUGUGACUACCAGUAACCGUCAUCCUACGGAACUUUACAAGAACGGUGUCCAGCGCGAGUCCUUUGUCCCCUGUAUCAACCUUCUCCAGCGCCAGUUGCGAGUUUUGAACCUCGAUUCGCCAACCGACUACCGCAAAAUUCCUCGACCCCCGUCUGGUGUAUACCAUUUCCCGCUGAACAAGGCCGCGGGUACGCACAUCACGCAUUGGUUCAAGUACCUGGGCGAUUUUGAGAAGGACNCCCCUCACCCAGCCGAACAUUAUGUCUGGGGACGACCCAUUCAGGUGCCUCAAGCGAGUGGGAAAGCCGCACACUUCGACUUUGACGAACUGAUUGGCCGUGCUACUGGUGCUGCCGAUUACAUUGAGCUGAUGCGUAAUUACGACGCUUUCAUCGUCAGCAAUGUUCCACAAAUGGACCAUCGCAGCCGCGACCGGGCACGCCGCUUCAUCACGUUCAUCGAUGCCGUCUACGAAUCACAUGCCAAACUCGUGCUCACCUCUGCGGUACCCUUGACCGAACUCUUCCUCUCUCGCGAAGAAGUCGAUGCAGCGAUGAAGCAAGCGGCAGCCAGGGGUGACAGCACCGCAAAGGCCGCUUUGAAUGAUGGUGCAGAUGUCGACGAUGUGAUGCGGCAGAUGAUGGAUGAUCUCGGCAUGAACAUGAACAUGCUGAAGAAAAGCAACUUCUUCUCUGGCGACGAGGAAGCCUUCGCAUUUGCCCGUGCACUUUCGCGUCUAUCUGAGAUGGGCUCGCAGAUGUGGGUUGAACGUGGAAUGGGUCUUGAAAACAAGGGUGGAAAGAAGGAGAAGGAUGACUUUGCCAAAGUCAGGAGUAGAUGGAAGGAAGAUAGCAUGUAA